Zingiber officinale is the source of this 661-nucleotide messenger RNA. RefSeq lists its product as uncharacterized. Lineage: Eukaryota; Viridiplantae; Streptophyta; Magnoliopsida; Zingiberales; Zingiberaceae. The transcript has 2 exons. Bases 155 to 526 code for a protein of 123 amino acids. The record is from RefSeq and is a predicted model, not a curated record.
UAGUCAAGCUAGCCGUUAGUCAAGUCGAGGCAGAGCGGUAGGUGUCGAACUUUAUAUCGCAGAUCCAGCGGAUCAAUUAUCUCACAUGCCACAAAAAUUUGUGAUAAUUCCAUCUAUCAUUACUCCGAGGCUAACUCGCACAGUGAUUUCCUGAAUGGACAGAGCAAAUGACAAUAAAUGGAUGAACUACCUAGUCUUUGUCUUUCUCACCUACAACUCCGGCGACGCCGUCUACCGCUCGAUGCACGACUUCUCCUCCGUCGCCUUCAUCACGACCUCCUACCUCGACUUGCUCCUGCUCUUUUGGUGCUUGCGCAAGUUCGAGACCUCGGCAGAGGAAAACAGAGGAUGGCUUAGAGCGGCGGUGUGGGUUCUGGCGACUCUGCUCACCGUCAUGUUCUCCGGCAAGGUGGCCGCCGUCAUGCCGUGGCCGGUGUCACUGGUCGUAUACGGUAUGGCGGCCGUGACGGCAGUCGGUGGCUUCUGGGCUUUCUUUAUUAAGCCACAGCCCGUGCGUGAUAAUUAGAAGGUGAUAAUUGUAUCUAGUCUUUAUUCCCAGCCUUAUAUUAAGUUUAAAAUGUUUCGGAUCAAAAUUCGAAUUUACUAAGUUUGGGGGGAACCUAUGAAAUAAUAUCAUCAAUAAAUAAUAUAUAUUACACUA